Durio zibethinus is the source of this 2759-nucleotide messenger RNA. Its product is annotated as putative inactive receptor kinase At1g48480. The record is from RefSeq and is a predicted model, not a curated record. Gene Ontology annotation, molecular function: protein binding; ATP binding; protein kinase activity. Gene Ontology annotation, biological process: protein phosphorylation. NCBI's taxonomy places the organism in Eukaryota, Viridiplantae, Streptophyta, Magnoliopsida, Malvales, Malvaceae.
UGUUUUCGUACAAAUAAUCGUAUAAUAUAUAAAUAAUCAGAUCGAUUUCUCUUUCAAUCUAAAAAGUUUUUAAAAAUUACGCUCCUAAAUAUUUAAUCUUUUAAAUCUUGAAUAAUAUAUUAACAUUAAAAAUCCUUCCAAUUUUAAAAUUUACCGGUCCUUCUGUAAAAACAAACAAAGAAAUUAAUCCAUACGGAUUGCCGAUUCAAACCUAACCAGGGAGUGCAAUUCCUUAAUUUAGACGUCAAAUCACUGAAUUAUUUCCCCACAAAAAGUCCAAAUAAUUAAAAUAAAAAAAGGAAAAACAGGCUGCAAGUGGCCAACUCAAAUCCGGUGGUUCAUUUCCUUCUUUUCUUCUACAGGUUUUUAGAAGUUAAUGCUCAUCAACAACCUUAAGGUUAAGCCUUUUUUUUUCUUUGCUCAAAUCCAACCAAAUACCUGAAAUUCAUCAAUUUCCAUCAGUUUCCAUUGUCAGAAAACAAAAGGUUUUCAACUUUCAAGUUUCAACAAUUCACAUUCACAAAACUCCAAAGCAUGUUCUACUACAAAAGUUCUCAAACAACUACCUCAUGAAACCCAUCUUCAUUUCAAUCUGAAAACCACUUUCCAGCACUGUGAAUCAAACGCAGUUUCAUUGUUGGUUUUGCCCCUUUUGUUUUUAGAGCAACAAAAACGAUGAAACUAAUCGGUUUCUCGUUGUUUUUAUGGACAACAUUGUUGGUGAGUGUACACUCAGAUCUAGCUUCCGACAGGGCAUCCCUGGUGGCUCUUCGAGCAGCUGUUGGUGGACGCUCACUUUUAUGGAAUCUGUCGAGCAGCCCGUGUAAUUGGACUGGUGUAACUUGUGUCCAAAACAGAAUCAUCGAGUUAAGACUCCCUGGAAUGGGACUGUCAGGUCAGCUUCCCAUUGCCAUUGGCAACUUAACUGAGCUCCGAACUCUUUCACUUCGUUUCAACGCUCUGUCUGGGCCAAUCCCAUCUGACUUUGCCAAGCUUACCAACCUUCGAUAUCUCUACUUACAGGGGAAUAGGUUUUCUGGUCAGAUUCCUGGGUUUUUGUUCUCUUUACAAAAACUGAUCAGGCUUAAUCUUGCAAACAAUAAUUUCAACGGUACCAUCCCUGAGAGUGUUAACAAUUUGACUAGGUUGGGUACUUUGUAUUUGGAGAACAAUCAAUUAUCUGGGUCAAUACCAGAUAUUAAUUUGCCUUCACUUGAGCAAAUCAAUGUUUCUUUUAAUCAUUUAAAUGGGUCAAUCCCAACAGGGUUAUCAGGGAAGCCACUGAGUGCUUUUUUAGGAAAUUCUUUAUGUGGGAAGCCUUUGGUUUCUUGUAAUGGGACUGAGAGUAGCAAUGGGACUGAGAGUAGUGGCAACAAAUUGUCAGGUGGAGCAAUUGCUGGCAUUGUUAUUGGGUGUGUGCUUGGUGUUUUAUUGAUUUUGGUUCUCUUGAUAUGUUUAUGUAGAAGGAAGGGUGGUAAGAAAACGGAGACAAGGGAUAUUGCCCCUGCUAAACAGGCUGAGGUUGAAAUUCCGAGAGAUAAGGCAGCAGGGGAAAGUGAUACUAGAAGUAGUGGUUUGUCUGGGGUAGUCAAGAGGGAUGCUAAGAGUAGUGGGAGUAAGAAUUUGGUGUUUUUCGGAAAGGCGUCCAGGGUAUUCGAUCUGGAGGAUUUAUUGAGGGCAUCUGCUGAGGUAUUGGGGAAGGGAACAUUUGGGACGGCCUAUAAGGCCACUUUGGAGAUGGGGAUGGUUGUUGCAGUGAAGAGGUUGAAGGAUGUGACGGUGUCAGAGAAGGAAUUCAAGGAGAAGAUGGAGGUAGUCGGAGCCAUGGAUCACCAGAACUUGGUCCCAUUAAGGGCCUACUACUUUAGUGGGGAUGAGAAACUUCUUGUUUAUGAUUACAUGCCCAUGGGAAGCUUGUCUGCACUUUUGCAUGGUAACAGAGGAGCUGGUAGGACUCCAUUGAAUUGGGACACAAGAUCUGGCGUUGCUCUUGGAGCUGCCAGAGGCAUUGCAUACCUCCAUUCUAAGGGCCCAGGAAUCUCCCAUGGAAACAUCAAAUCGUCAAAUAUCCUACUUACUACAUCCUAUGAAGCUCGGGUAUCUGAUUUUGGUCUUGCUCAACUUGCGGGCCCCACAUCAACUCCCAACCGUGUUGAUGGCUACCGGGCUCCAGAGCUAACAGAUUCUCGGAAGGUUUCACAAAAAGCGGACGUCUACAGCUUUGGUAUAUUGCUUCUGGAACUGCUUACUGGGAAGGCACCCACACAUGCCUUACUGAAUGAGGAAGGAGUCGACCUUCCAAGAUGGGUCCAAUCUAUAGUUCGAGAGGAGUGGACUGCCGAGGUGUUUGACCUCGAACUUCUGAGAUACCAGAACGUUGAGGAGGAUAUGGUCCAGCUCUUACAGCUUGCCAUUAAUUGCACUGCUCAAUAUCCCGACAAACGUCCAGCAAUGGCUGACGUGACAAGCCAAAUCGAAGAGCUCUGUCGCUCUAGCUCAGAAAAAGAGACUCAAAUCCAUGAUGCAGAUGUUGGGUCUUCCCAGCAGACAUACUCAGUUGAUUCAGGUGCUCCACCAUCUUCAGUAAAGGACUAAAAAGUUGAGCAAUCCUUUCAUUUCAUUUUUCCCUUAUCAUUUCUUCAAUAUUUUCCCCCACAUUGCCCAUAUUCAUAGCAACAUUUUUCUUAUUUCCCUGUAAUUUUACUUUUUUAUUAUUGUAUUUGAUAGGGGGACUUCAUAUAUGCUAUUAAGCUUUACUU